Molecule: messenger RNA, 2240 nt
Organism: Astrephomene gubernaculifera
Lineage: Eukaryota; Viridiplantae; Chlorophyta; Chlorophyceae; Chlamydomonadales; Astrephomenaceae
Source: the annotation of a GenBank genome assembly
UGAGUAAUUAUUGUCCAGGGUAUCAGCGGCCCUGUUAUACAAUGGGGCUCAUUACCAUUUUCCUGGCUUGCGCCCUAGCGCCCCUGGCGUAUGCGCAGUCGCUGUCUGCAAAUGACCUCCUUGCUCUGGCCCAGGCCGCACCAGAACGCGCCUUUCCAAUCUGGGUUGAAAAGCACGGUCGAAGUUACCGUGAGGGCAGCACGGAAUACAGCCGGCGAUUGAAUGUCUUCAAGGACAACAUCAAAGCCAUUGUAGAGCACCAAGCUAAGGAUCCUGGCGUCACGCUGGCCCUCAAUGAGUACGCCGACCUCACCUGGCAGGAGUUCUCCUCCACCCGCCUGGGCCUGCGCAUCGGGCAGCAGGAGCUGGACCGCAGAGCCUCCCAGAGCCCCGGUCUGCGCUCCUCCUGGCGCUAUGCGGCCGCGGAGGCGCCGCGAGCGAUGGACUGGCGGGACAAGGGCGCGGUCACGCAGGUUAAGAACCAGGGCCAGUGCGGCUCCUGCUGGGCCUUCUCCGCGGUGGGCGCCAUCGAGGGCGUCAACGCGCUGGCCACCGGGCAGCUCACGCAGCUAAGCGAGCAGCAGCUGGUGGACUGCGACACGGACACCAACAUGGGUUGCAGCGGCGGUCUGAUGGACGACGCCUUCAAGUACGUGCUGUCCAACGGCGGGCUGGACAGCGAGGCGGACUACGGCUACUGGAGCGGCUACGGCAUGGGCUUCUGGUGCAACAAGCGCAAGCAGGCGGACAGGCAUGUUGUGUCCAUCGACGGCUACGAGGACGUGCCGCAGGACGAGACCAGUCUGCGGCGGGCGGUGGGGCACCAGCCGGUAGCGGUGGCCAUAUGCGCGGGUGCCGGCAUGCAGUUCUACAGCCGCGGCAUCAUUUCCAGCUGCUGUGAGGGACUCAACCACGGAGUGCUGGUGGUGGGCUACAACGUCAGCAGCAGCAGCAGCAGUGACGGUGCGGGUAGCCAGCAGCAGGUGAAGGAGGGUGGAACAGCAGCAGCAGCAGCGGGGGCGGAGGCGGAUGCGGGCGGCGACUCGUUCUGGAUUGUGAAGAACAGCUGGGGCCCGAGCUGGGGCGAGGAGGGUUACUUCCGUCUCAAAAUGGGCGAGGGACCCAUGGGUCUGUGCGGCAUCGCCUCCGCCGCAUCCUACCCCACCAAGUCCCACCCCAACAAGCCCGUCCCCGAGAUCUGCGACCCCUUUGGCUGGACGGAGUGCCCCGUGGGCAACAGCUGCAGCUGCUCCUUCAACCUCCUGGGACUGCUGUGCCUCUGGCACGACUGCUGCCCGCUGUCCGGCGGCGUCACCUGCCCCGACCUCAAGCACUGCUGCCCCGCGGGGACCACCUGCGACCAGCGCCAAGGGGUGUGCGUGUCAGACGACGGCACCGCAUCCACUCCCUGGACCGAUAAGACCAAGGCAGCCGUGGCAUCCGCUGCUGAUUCUGCUGGGGGAUCUGGCGCUGCUGCUAAGGACCAGCUUGGCAAGUUGGCGAAUGCACGGAAGUCGGGUGUAGCCGGUGCGGAGAAGGGGCUGGCGGUGAAAAGCGGGGGCGGGAAGGAGGGGGGUGCGGAGCGGCAUGUCAUCCGGCCAGCGCAGUAGGCGGUGUGCUGUACAUGAGGAGGGAAAAGGAGGGAAAGAGUAGGAGCAAUUCGAAGAGAGACAUGUUAGGAAUGUGGGUUUUUGAACUGGCGAGGUGCAGGCGGGCGUGGCGUAGGUGUUGUCGCUGUCGCAUGUACAUCGUUUCUGGUUGGUAGUUUGUACAUAAAGAAGGCACCCUAUGCCUUGUGGGGUACUGACGGAAAUGCUUUCCGCCUCCUUGGCUGUGUAUGUUGCAGUGGCCGUUGGGCUGUUGGUUCAAAUUCCUUUCCAUGCACCUUUGGUACGCAAACUGUACAUUACUGGGCGUAUUGUUAUAUCCUGUAUUGCCGCUACUUUGCGUAACAACAAUCUAGGUUGCGGCGGUACAUCGGAUUGCGAACCCGGUACAUUACGGGUAUGCUGGUUUGCUAUUCGCAAGGCAUGGCCGCUCCUCUGUACAAAUAGAAGUCUGUGCCGUCGUUGAGGUUUGUACUUUAGUGCUAUUAGGAAGCGAGGAUUGUUAUUAGGGUUAACGCCGAAGGGUGUACUAGGGUGCCGGUAAGCUGGGCAUCCUGUAAAGAUAUUAUGUAAGCUGGACUUUAACAUGCAUGAAAGGCGUUCCCAAGGGAUUGAUCAUGCGCUAUGGUGGGC